CCACUUUGCAUGUGAAAGCCUGCUGUUUCAAGCUGAACCCAUUGGACCGCAGAAGUCGCGUUGGUAUCCGAAAACCACCCAAACUACCCCGACGUACACAAUGCCGAUGCCCGGCGAGCUACCGAAAGAUGCCGAAGAGGCCAAACAAGGUCUCUUCAGCUAUGCCAAAGCAUGGGGUGAGAACCCGCUUCCUCCGACCCUUCUCGCAACUCUCAUAACCGCCCAACACCUUCGACCCUUCCAACCACUCCCCAUGCUCUUCCCACCGAUCCUACUCUUCUCCUCCUACCUCAACGUACAAGGCUUCAAAAAGGACAGCGCUGGACUGAUGGGUGCGUGGUCAAUGGCAUACUUUGUUCUCGCGAGAAGGAGACAAGUCAAGUUGAGCCAGAAAAUCACUGCGAGAGGAGUAACCAGAGGCGUGACGAUGGGCUUCUGCGCGAUAAACGCUAUUGCUGGAGGUUGGGCGUACUGGAAAGGGAAUCGUGAUGAGAGGAAGCCGCUUGUUGGGGGAGAGUAAAUCAUCUGGGCUUUCGAAGGCCGUGUGUGAGGUGGAGCUAAUGUCCUGGACAAAGGAGAAAGCUUUGCAGGAGCGUCAAGACCGAGGUCAACAGCACAUGAUUGCCGGCGGGACGAGAUAUUCCACGGAUUGCGUGCCAAUAAAGCUCGUGUACAGUAUGUAUGUUAAUGUAAAAGUGAUUGCUGACUAACGAAAGGCUCGACUUGCAGGUGUGCACCUCAAGUCAUC
Messenger RNA from Cercospora beticola, 748 nucleotides. RefSeq lists its product as uncharacterized. Lineage: Eukaryota; Fungi; Ascomycota; Dothideomycetes; Mycosphaerellales; Mycosphaerellaceae. The record is from RefSeq and is a predicted model, not a curated record.